This is a messenger RNA of Castor canadensis (American beaver), 3862 nucleotides long. The record is from RefSeq and is a predicted model, not a curated record. NCBI's taxonomy places the organism in Eukaryota, Metazoa, Chordata, Mammalia, Rodentia, Castoridae.
UAGAAUACUCAAGUCACUAGCACUUUAUUCUCUUAUUUUUCUUUUUUUUUUUAAUCAGUACUUUCUGUUCUCCACCUUCCCAAAGACUUUCCCUGGCAGAAAGCUUUCAGUAACUUUGUUCUCAUCUUAGCCACAAUCAUGGUUCAGGUCAAGGCAAUUUAUGGGCAAAUAGGCUUUGAAAGGUCCAGACUAGCAUCUCCUUAAUUCAUGCUAUUGAUUACUCCUAUUUUUUAGUCACAUGGCCCUCUGAUGCCUGGGAAGUGUUGUCUGGCUGAGAUGGGUUAUGAGACCGUACCAUGCAAUGCCAUGGACCUGGCUUGGCCCAUCUCCCAAAGCUGCAUGCUUCAGGAGUUCAGCUGCAUUCCUGGUGAUUGAGAAAUUCUAUGUGAAAUGUGCUUUCUUUGUUGUUCACUUUGAAAGAAAAAAACUCCCAUUUCCCUUUUCCCCAACUGCUGACGUCUGAGGGUUCUUUUCCCACAAACAACUCUAGAAGGCUUCCCCUUUUUCUUCACUCUUUUAGUACUGAUUUUCACUGAGGCAAAGAAAAAAAAUUCUCUGUGGACUUCUGUUCUAUCUCUAAGUUCAUUCUGGGAACAAUGGCAGAGACUGUUUUAGUUUUAAAGGUGUUACAUAGCAACAUUUCCUGCUUAAUAACCUUCCUAAUUUAAAAAAAAAUUGAACAACCUUGCUGUGUUUCUUUUGAUCUGUGUCCAGAGGCGUAGGCCUUAGGGAUCCUAUAUUAAGCUAAUUACCUUUAUGUGAGCUCUGAAGGAUAGUGUAGUUUACCCAUGACUUUUACCUCUUCAAUACAAUAAAAGCAGAAACUUUAAUGUUACUGAGAACUAAUCUAAAAUACUGUGCUUUGAAGACUAUGAAUUCAUGGAGGUGGAUUGUGAGUUAAUUUGCCAAUAUAUGUGGGAUUCUUUUUUGUUGUUGUUUAAUCUAGAAUAGAGUCAGUCCUCCAUUCAUCUGCGGUUGGUUUUGGCCAACCAUAGAUCGAAAAUAUUAGGAAAAAAUGUGUGCUGAAUAUAUAGCAGACCUUUUUUCUUGUCACUAAACCCAAAAUAAUACAGCGUAACAACUAUUUGUGUAGCAUUGGCCUUGUGUCAUAAAUCAUAGAGAGGUGACAAAAUAUGGGAGGACAUGUGGGAGGAUUGCAUGACUUAUAUGCAAAUAUGACACAAUUAUAUACAAAGGACUCAAACACCUUUAGAUUUAGCAUCCAUGGGAGGGUCCUGGGCCACACCUAGGGACAUAUGCAUUUAUAUAUGGUUUUUGUUUGCCUAAAUCCAAGGAAUGCAUUUUUAGCCUAUAGAAACAAAAAUCAGGAAUCUGGUUUCUUUAUCCACAAAAUGGAAAUGGUGACCCCUACCUCAUAGCACAAUAGGAAGAGGAAAGAAGAUGAUGGGUGUAAGGGGUGCCCAGCCAUGCCAGCUGCAGAGUAGACAUUUGAUCAAUUUUAGUUGAAUCAGAAUUAUAGUUGAAAGCUGAGUUUAACACGUUUCUUGAAGGAGGCAUUCUAAUAUAUUAGCACACAGGAUGUGAUAACAGAGGCCUGGGUUUGUGUCCCAGCCCGCCUACUUAAUGUCUCCAAUUUCUAUUUUCUUUAUCUGUGAAAUAGUAUAGUUACUAAAAUUAUGUAAGGUAUUGCACAUAAAGUAUAUAGCAUAGUUGGACUCAUAAACAAUUCUUUUAAAAUUACAUUUGCAUGUUUAUAUCACACAUGAACAACUCUAUGACCACUAAGAAAAUACAGGAAUAUUUAUGUAGAUUUAUAGAUUAUUAGUGGAUGGAUUGAAGGGCCAGAGACUGAUAGAUGCCAAUCCUUUAUGGUUACAGGCAAAGGUUGAUGUUUGAGGGCAGGAACUGACAUCAUUGAGAAGAGAUAGUCCUACAUGCAAAGUGGGUUAAAUAGCACCUAAGUUGAGUAGGAGAAAAGGUGUAUUUUUAUGUGGAAAAGAUAAAAGCAGAUAGCAGAGAUGAUAAAAGAACAGGAGGAGUGACAAUGAACCACUAGCUGAUAGGGUGAGGAGUAAAUUCCUACCCACUUUGACCUCAGUGUUACUAGUGUACCUUACCUUUGCUCCUGAAAAUCUUCCUGGUUAUACUUUCAACUACAGACUCAGUUACAUUCAAUUUACUCUUGGCAGGUUUUAGGUGUUUAUGAAUAUGAAAUAUGAAGCCAGUCUUCUCUCCCUUAUUUGUUUUAUCGAAGUACCAUGUGUGCCAUUUCCCUGCCAUGUGUUUGCAAGCCUGCUAUUUGGAUAUUUCCAUUGUCUGUACUAAUGAUCACAUUGAUCAUGUUGAAGUGAUCAGGUUAUCAUAAAACUUUUGAGAGUUGUUCAUGGUUAGCCACUGUGCUAUAUCUUACAUAGUAGCUAAAUCAAAUCUCACAAUAACUCAAUGUUAGGAACCAUUACUAUUCCUAUCUUAUAAAUGAAGACAUUUAGUCUCAGAGAACCUAAAUUCCCCAAGUGAGGAUAAUGGCCCAAUUGUGGGAGCCUGAGGUCUUGAGUCCUACUGAAGUGAUAAAAAGCAGUAAGUUGAGUUUCUAAAGAAAGACAUGUGUUAGAAUUGAGGACUUUCCAAUGAAGCAUCAGUGGUACUGCUAUGUAUGGUUUGAUAAUUCUAAAGAGAUUGAUCCAUGACCUCUGGUCUUUGCAUUCAAUCUGUGGUCCAUCUAGGUGCUAAUAAAUUAUUUUAGUCAAUCUUUAGGCCAGGCAUCUUGGCUGUUUUGUUUUUCCUAUAAUAUCCCCUGUAUUAUCAUUUAGUACUUGUUUGCUGUCCUUAACCUUAGUGAUAUACAACUAGAGAAGGCAUAAUCUUGCUUAUUUUGAAAGUUUUAAGAAGAAAUGACCAUUUCCUUUGCAAACAGCCCAAGACAUUUUUAAGAGCAAUGUGUUUAAUGCUGCAAUAUAAACUCAUUAAGAGACAAUGGUAUUUGUGCUUGUUUUUCCCCUUUUUGUCCAAAAUCUUUUUAAGAUUCCAGAUCAAAAUUGAAAAAAUGGCUCAUCUCAACCAGCUGUUGGAAAAUGAAGUCUUCAUGGCCUUUACCUCUUACGCAACAAUUAUUCUUACAAAAAUGAUGUUUAUGAGCACUGCAACUGCAUUCUACAGACUAAAAAGGAAGGUUUUUGCCAACCCAGAAGACUAUGCAGCCUUUGGCAAGGAAGAGAAUGCCAAGAAAUAUCUUCAAACAGAUGACAGGGUGGAACGCGUACGAAGAGCCCACCUGAAUGACCUUGAAAACAUUGUUCCAUUUCUUGGGAUCGGCCUGUUGUAUUCCUUGAGUGGUCCAGAUCUCUCUACAGCCCUCCUGCACUUCAGACUCUUUGUUGGAGCACGGAUCUACCACACAAUUGCCUAUCUGACACCCUUUCCACAGCCAAAUAGAGGGUUGGCUUUUUUUGUUGGAUUUGGAGUUACCUUUUCAAUGGCCUACAGAUUACUGAAGAGUAGAUUGUACCUGUGAGGAGAUCGAUACAGCACGUCAUCCUACUGGCUUUUAAGUAUUCCAUACCUCUAGGAUAGAAUGGAUAAUUUCAUAGGUUUUGGGGAGGAGGGGAACAGAGAAAUUAAGAAUCAGGGAAAACCUGUUUUAAAGUCUGGCAUGAUUAAUAUCCUCUUUGCUUGUGUUGUAUUUGCACUAAAAACAUGACAUAAUAAUUCUUAAGUCUUUUGUCUGAUUUUUAAAAUACUCUGCUGUAAAUUUUGACUAUGUUUUGAUUUGUGACACUUAUCAACAGUUUAUGUUGUGAAUCUAUAAAGAAGAGCACAUUUGCAUGUGUGAGGAACCUGCAUUUCAACACUGCUGAAACAGGCAUGCAGAAUAAAGAAUUUAAAGAAUACAUUUGCUUCAUUU